AUGCCAAAUAUCGUAGUUGUGGGUGCGGGAGUGUCUGGAUUGACCACCGCUUUGCUCCUAUCACAGAAUCCCGCCUUCAAGGUCACCAUCGUUGCGAAGCAUAUGCCAGGAGAUUACGACAUUGAGUAUACAUCUCCAUGGGCCGGUGCAAAUUAUCUUCCGGUUUCAAAUGAAUCAAACUGUAGAUGGGAGAAGCGGACAUGGUAUGAACUUGCAAGGCUCGCGAAAGAUGUCCCAGAAGCUGGAAUUCAUUUUCAAAACACUGUGGUUUUGAACCGCAAAAAGGAUGCGCAGGGAACUAUUGGUCAAUGGUUCAAUGAGCUGCUUUCCACAGACCCUUGGUUCAAAGAUGUCGUUCCUGAUUUCCGUGUUCUACCGCAGAAUGAGAUACCUUCUGGAGCGGAUAGUGGAACUGCAUUCACAUCUGUUUGUAUCAACACCCCAGUCUACCUAUCCUACCUCGUGGGUCAAUGUCUAAAGAACGGAGUUGUACUGGAACGAAGCAUCAUCAACCAUAUUUCAGAAGCCGCCGGUUUACACCACUCUGGUGACAAAGCCGACGUAAUUGUAAACUGCACUGGUCUCCUGGCCUCGAAACUGGGCGGUGUUAUGGACAAAGAUGUCAUUCCUGUUCGAGGUCAAAUCGUUCUCGUUCGUAAUGAUCCCGGUGUUAUGUUUACAAUUUCCGGUACGGACGAUGGAGAUGAUGAGUUAUGUUACAUCAUGCAGCGCGCAGCGGGUGGAGGAACGAUUUUAGGAGGUACAUAUCAAAAAGGGAAUUUUGAAUCCCAACCAUGCCCCAACCAAGCUAUACGGAUCAUGAAGCGAGCUGUGGAAUUAUGUCCAGCUUUGACGAAUGGGAAGGGUAUUGAGGCUUUGAGUGUUAUUCGCCAUGGAGUGGGAUUAAGGCCUUUGAGGCUGAGUGGGGUUCGAAUCGAAAAGGAGAAAAUUGAUUCUACAUGGGUGGUUCAUAAUUACGGACACGGAGGUUGGGGAUACCAGGGCUCAUAUGGAUGUUCGGAGGGAACUGUAGAGCUUGUUGAGGAUGUUUUGAAAAAUGAGUCGAAGAUUUAA
This is a messenger RNA of Sclerotinia sclerotiorum 1980 UF-70, 1074 nucleotides long. RefSeq lists its product as hypothetical. Gene Ontology annotation, molecular function: FAD binding; D-amino-acid oxidase activity. The record is from RefSeq and is a predicted model, not a curated record. The coding region runs from base 1 to 1074 and encodes 357 amino acids. NCBI's taxonomy places the organism in Eukaryota, Fungi, Ascomycota, Leotiomycetes, Helotiales, Sclerotiniaceae. The transcript is spliced from 4 exons.